GUCACGUGGCCCGGGGGAGACUUGAUAGUGUUACACACGGCAGGAAUGGGGGGGCUAUGUACCGGCAGGGUAGGCUGGCGUAGAUGAUUAUAACAUCGCUGUGAAAUUUUUCUGGAUUCAUUCGUUUUUCAAGAAUUUUCAGUUCCGUAAAUAGUAAAAAUGUUGAAAUAUUCCGAUCGGGCUGUCAACACGCGAGACUCCGUCCUUAGCUGCUUAUACUAGUUUCUUUGUGUACCGACGCGAUGUUGGCGAUAACUGCUGGAAAGAUUAUCCAAAUUAUGGAUUGACACGCUAGCUACACGCGACGCUGCCUGUAUUCGCUUGAGAAUCGCGGUGAAGUUAUUCGGUGCUAUUUUACUGCUAAUGCGACUAUGUCGUAAUCACCAUUAGCUAUGUUCCCGGACAAUUGUGUUCGAUGUGACACAAUAGGCAGUGAAAUCAUGAAGGAAGUGUUGCGUCUUACAUGAUGCCGCUUGCAGUUGUUUAAUUUGAUUGCUGGUCAUUGAAUAAGGGGAGGCGAAGUUUACCUGUAGUGUUCAGCUAGUGACAAGGCUAUAGGCGGCGGAUCGUGAGUCAGGAUGCCGGGAAUGGUCGUGUUUGGCCGGCGGUGGGGUAUUGCGAGCGACGAUCUGGUGUUCCCCGGCGCCUUCGAGCUGUUUAUUAGAGUUAUCUGGUGGAUUUGUACCCUGGUUCUUUACACAAAUCAUAAGGGCCGGUUUGAUUGCCCUGGCGGAUCUCUUCUACACACAUACCUUGUUGUGCUACUGGUUCUGCUUGCCGCUAUAAUUUCAUCACUCAUUGCAAUUGUUUAUGUCAGUGCUCAGGGGACAAUCACAAACUCGGGGCCUCGCCGAGCUAUCCCCGCACUUCUCUGUUUGCGAGUACUGCUGUGUUUUCCCGAGCUCAUUUGGGCAUGUCUUGGUGCCAUAUGGGUAUCAGAUGACAGUCAAGGCUGUAGAGAAGCAGAAAUUGCAGCAGUGAUUGGUGCAGUCAUUGCCAGCUGGGUCAUCCUGUUUUUCACAACGAUCGGAGUGGUCGUUGUGUUCGAUCCGCUGGGUGGCACGCGGUCCAGGGCCGAGGCGAGUUUUGAGCCAGUGAUGCGGGACCUGGAGAGCAGCGGAUCGAGGCAGCUGCUGCACACGGCGCGAUCGCUGGCCGUGCGAGUCUGGGAGUGCCGGCUGCGCCUGCUCUGCUGCUGCCUGCCCCAGGACGACAGUAACAGGGCGGCCUUCUCCAGCCUCGCCCAGCUCUUCAGCGGCUUCUUCUCGGACACAGAUCUGGUCCCCAGUGAUAUCGCCGCCGGACUCACUCUACUUCACCAAGAGCAGGAUAAGAAUGAACGGACCCGGGACCCUGAUGAAGUGAUGACCCAUAGCCCCUCUUCUCCCAUAAGGGAAGACUUGCAGACGGAGCUGGAGGGGGCCACCCACUUCAUGCAGUUUGCGUUCGCUGCGUACGGCUGGCCCCUGUACGUCUACUCGAAGCCUUUAACUGGUGCCUGCAAGCUCGCCAGGGAAUGCUGUCGCAGACGGGCUUCGGAGUUCGACCCCAUAGAAGGAGACCAUCUGGGCUGCCAUUUCACCUCCGUUCUGCAGAGCACUGGGCUCCAGUACAGAGACUUCAUCCACAUCAGCUUCCAUAACCAGGUUUACGAGAUCCCAUUCUACGUGGCUUUGGAUCACAAGAAGGAGGCGGUUCUGGUUGCCGUGAGGGGGACUCUGUCGCUCAAGGACGCGCUGACUGACCUGUCGGCCGAAUGUGAGGACUUGCCAGUCGAGGGUGUGACCGGCACCUGCUACGCCCACAAGGGAAUUACACAGGCUGCAAAAUACAUCUACAAGAAACUUAUCAACGACGGUAUUUUGACCCAGGCCAUCAGCGUUGCUCCUGAAUACCAGCUGGUGAUUACCGGCCACAGUCUGGGUGCGGGAGCGGCAGCGGUGCUGGCUAUCCUACUGCGCAGCAUGUACCCCACACUGCGCUGCUAUGCCUUCUCUCCACCAGGGGGCCUGCUGAGCAAAGCCCUUGCGGAUUACACCAAACAGUUUGUCGUCUCUGUGGUGCUUGGGAAGGACCUGGUUCCCAGGCUGAGCAUCCCAAACAUGGAGCACUUGAAAGGCAGGAUACUGAAGAUGGUUUCCAACUGCAACAAGCCCAAGUACCAGAUCCUGCUACGCGGUUGCUGGUACGAGGUGUUUGGGGGCAAGCCGGAGGACUUUCCCACGGAGCUGGAGGGCUGCAGGGAUGAUCAGCUGACACAGCCGCUGCUUGGGGAACACAGGCUCCAGCAGCGGUCGCUGUCAGACCAGAGCCUGGCCUCUGAGGAGUCCCCCAGCCACGUCACCCACCUGCCCCUCUUCCUGCCAGGCCGCAUCAUCCACAUCACAGAGGAGGGGCCCUCCCACAGAUCGUGCCUCUCGCAGCCCAGCUACCGGGCCCAGUGGUCCAGCGAGACGACCUUCUGCAGCAUCCUAAUCAGCCCGCGCAUGAUCACCCACCACAUGCCCGACCUGGUGCUGUGCGCCCUCCGCAGCCUGACGCAGGACCUGCCCGUCCCCCUCUGUCCGUCUCCAUACAGCAACAGCCACCUCAAUGUGGUCUGAGCCAGACCGCUGUACCGGUCUCCGCCUUCCACGUGCGGUGAAUGGAGAGCCUCGCGGAGAGAUGAAUCCCUUACCCGGACCUGACCACCCUUCCAAACGCACUCAUCAGUCUAAUGGCCGUGAUUCUGUGAGGGGGGGUCCGCUUUCCUUCCUUUCUCACGAGUGGAUUUGGGUGAACAAUCCCACGAUUGAAACACUUUCUGCUUAACUGCAAUGAAUACUGCUGCGUUUGCAUUCCGGCUAUAUGAGUUUCGACUGUGGUUUUAUUACGGCCCUGGGACUUGGAGGCAUGUCGAUGGAGCCGAAUUUGUACUUAUUCUGUGUGAGUGUGUUUUGCGGUGUGAGCAUUUUAUAUUGUACAGAAAUAAUGGAGGUGGAUAGCACAUCCGUGCAGUAAAAUGCUCAGAAAAUACCAGCUCACUGAGACCUGCUGAAGCUUCACCGUGGACAAACGUCCACAAAAUCAUAUUCCAUAUUCCCUGGAAAUGCAUUAAUGAUGCACGAUGCUUUAUUUAAAUGUUUACUCUUUUUUUUUUGCAUGAAUGGUCUGGGCUUUUCAAAUGGUAACAAUUACUCAGAUUCGAUUAUGUGAAGGGUGGUCAUUUUGUGUCCUGCAAAUGAAUUAUACGGAUGUAAUCUAUUAAACCUCAAGGCAAGAAAUUUUCAAUGGCCAAUCAUCUUUUAGUAGAAAUGUACAUUUUUUUGUUUGUUUUAUUUAUAUAAAUUUUUAUUUAUUCUGCAGUUUUGUUGCCUUGCAUUCUACAGACCUAUUAGUCAAGGUAUUCCAUUUUUAAACUGUUUACAUAUAAGUACAGCACCAUUUGAUAUAAUUUAAUUACUUUGUCUCUGGGUUAAACAUCUUUUGGAAAUGUGCUGUUGAUAAGCAUUUUAUGAAUGCCAUUUAGCAGGGAUACUGUUUCAAGGGCCACGAAUUAUCUGAUACAGAUUUUUCUCGGUAGUUAAAGGAUUGUAUUUGUAUUUUGGAACAUUGAGGUUAAAUCUGUAUGUGUAAAGUUUGUGUCACGUCUUAAGGGGACUUAGUGAUCAAUUCUAGUGCAUGUUUGAGUGAUAAUCUAGUAGAACGUUAUGUUUACUUAUCUUUAUCCUUUAAUCCCUGGUCUUGCAAGAUGGUUGCAGCUGGUCAUAUUCCAGCCCCAUUUUUGAAUUUAUUGUUUUACAAAUAAAUCACAAACAAGCA
This is a messenger RNA of Brienomyrus brachyistius, 3801 nucleotides long. It is a transcript of the gene daglb, whose product is annotated as diacylglycerol lipase, beta. The record is from RefSeq and is a predicted model, not a curated record. Bases 579 to 2603 code for a protein of 674 amino acids. Lineage: Eukaryota; Metazoa; Chordata; Actinopteri; Osteoglossiformes; Mormyridae. Gene Ontology annotation, biological process: lipid metabolic process. The transcript has 15 exons.